Messenger RNA from Thlaspi arvense, 543 nucleotides. The record is from the annotation of a GenBank genome assembly. NCBI's taxonomy places the organism in Eukaryota, Viridiplantae, Streptophyta, Magnoliopsida, Brassicales, Brassicaceae.
AUGAAUGCAAAAGAUCGAUCUAUCUGGUUACCACAAGUAAAUGGAGACUCGACCCGAUUGGGAUACCAUGCUGCAAGAAAAUAUGGAGAAAUCCCCAAACUCACAAGGCCAAGGACCCUUAAACUUCAACUAGAUACGCCAUGUUCGGUCAGGAAGCUUUUCACCAAAGCUGAAACUCUUCCUCUGGAAAUCCUACAAAAGGCAAUUCCAAUUGGGGAAAAUCUGGCAAGGAGAGGUCUAAUGGCAAACGCAAACUGCAUCAGAUGUGGUUUACCAGAAACAGAUUCUCACCUGUUCUUCCAAUGUGAUUAUGCAAAAGAGGUUUGGAGAAGUAUUCCCCUGAGAGAAGAGCUUGACCUGCACGGAACUUCCUCAUCUUCGAAAAUAGAGUUUCAAGGAAUGGGUGAUGGCCUUGGAUCUCAUCAACAAGAAAAGAAGGACUUAGUUGGAUCUUCCACGAUUAAGCCAGCGAAUAUCUCUUUUAGGGAUCCCAAUAGAAAAGUUGCAUCCGAUCAGCGCUUACAGCCGAGGCCCUUGCAGUAA